UUCGCGCCUGAUACUAACCACAAGUGUCCCCACUAGGUUGUGAAAUACAAGCAGAGUGGGCAAUCGGAAAACCCAUUCGACUCUUCCCGUCAUGCCUAGAAAAGAGUUAUCCUAGAAAAGCAAAGAGUCAUGCCUCUAAGAGUCAUCUCUCAAAAAGUCAUCUCUAGAAAAGAGUCAUGCCUAGAAAAGCGUUAUUCUGUUGAAUGGUCCGAGGGUUCCCGAUUGGCAGAGUGGGACACAUACGAUACGGUUCGAUACGAUACAAUGGGUUGACCUAGGUUGACCCCUGGUCGACUCGUGACGUCGAUGGAGUUUAUACAAGAGUAGUGGCAGAUCGCAGUGUGAACGUGUUGUUAUUCAUUGUCGAUGUUAUAUAAUUUUAUCCGUGCAUGCCUCAAAAUUAAACGAGUUUUCUUCAUUGGCUGAGAUCACCGCUGACCGUAUGGUACUUCGAAUAUGUAUGUAAUGGGAGCUGUGAACAGUUCAUUGGCAGAACCGAUCACAGUAUCCAGCAUCCAGGAGAUCCUGUUUCACCAUGCAGGCACGCUGAAGCGGUUAGCGACGCUCACAUACGAAGACUUCCUCGGGAGUGUAGAAGAACUGAACAAAAUAACGCUGCAUCUGUAUGAACCAAAUGGCAAAAAGCUUUGCUUUGCCGUUAAGAACGGAACAGACGAUUCAGUUUUAUGGAAAGGCACCGUACGAAUUCGCUGCGUUAAGAUGAAUGGCAGCACUGUAGAGUCUAGUCGUCUGUUGAACCUGCGACAGUUUGUCAACUUCUACAACGUCAUCAAGCAGCACGCCGCUACACUGGCGCCCCCUAUCUCUGCCGCGUCGAGCGUGGACUUUGAUGACCUGGGAGCGUGCGCCGGCGGCUCCGGAAUCUGUGACGGACUCGAGGCUUCCGUGCUUCUCCAGAAGCUUGCGUGCGGCGGCGCGGCGGACGACGUAGGCGAGGAGUGCUGCAUAUGUAUGGACCGCAAGCCGGACGUCCUGCUGCCCUGCACACAUCACUACUGCCAGCUGUGCAUAGAGCAGUGGAACGUGACAAGUAAGACCUGCCCCAUAUGUAGGCAUCGGGUGAACAGUGCCAAGGACUCGUGGGUCAUCACUGAGGUUCCGGAUUCACACAAAAUGCAAGACGAGUUGCGAGACUACAUGAUGACCAUCACGGACAGCGGCACGACUUAACGCAGCGUGUGGAUCACAGUGAUUGUAGAUACUAGCUGCCAUGUCACAUAGCAGCCACGUUAAACAAUGAACAAUUAAACAAUGAAUAUAGCCACACGGCUAGGUCGAGUGUAGUAUUGUGUAGUGACCCGAGAAGAAGAAGAAGCCAUUACUGCACUGUUCACUUGUUAAAGUCGAGUGAACAUAGCCAUUACUGUACAGUUCAUGGUAGAGAACGGUUGCUGGAGUAGAGAGAACAUGCCUAAUGCUUUACAGUUCAGAGAGAACAGCCUUACCAGAAUGUGUGUACGUAAUACCGGCCAUAGCGUUGAACCCUUUCGAGUAGUUAAUUAUUCCGAGUAAAAUUUAAUACAGAUGAGUAUCAGCUAUUGAGCAUGGAUGUAUCCAAUCAAACAUAUAUAUGGAUAUAUGGAUUCUUUCAUUCUAGCACUACAAACAGCAUUAAAUAAUCAGGUGGUUCACUGUCUUCUGAUUUGUAAAUUUCAUUCAAAAACGUACAGUUGUCGUUAUUUAGGCUAUUUAAAUAUAAAUGUUAAUAGCUAAUAUUAAAUGCUAUUGUACAAGCGGAGAAUAUAAACUGUAUAAAAGGUUAGUGUAGGUGUUUUACUUAGGUGAAUCGGUUUAUGUACCAAAUGUCAAAUACUAGUUGACUCAGUGAGGAGUUUGUUGAUUAUUAUGUGAAUUGAUGCAAAAUUAAGAGUGAGUUUCUGUACAUAAUGUAAACAUGUUUUCAACCUGCUAUGUAAUUGUUUAAAAAGUGGUGUAAAUAUAUUUUUUAAAUGUGAAACAUCGUGUAACUGUAAUGGUCAUAGAAGUGCUACAUGGAAUAUCUCUCGGAUAGGUUAGCUGGGAGGGCGUUGUUAUCUGCAGGGCUUGUUCAAACAUUGUUUUUCUUCAAGGAAUAUAUUAUUUCUUGUUUGUGCUUGUUCUCAACGUGUCUUUAGCUGGCUGAGAUAUAUGCGUAAUAGUUUAAUGGACUGUUAAUGGUGGACCAUGUGGGCAUUGAUAGCUCAUGUAUUUAAUUCAUGCUGUAAAUGACAGUCAUUUCACUGGAA
Messenger RNA from Priapulus caudatus, 2246 nucleotides. Its product is annotated as RING finger protein 141-like. Gene Ontology annotation, molecular function: ubiquitin-protein transferase activity. The transcript has 6 exons. Bases 457 to 1191 code for a protein of 244 amino acids. Gene Ontology annotation, biological process: protein autoubiquitination. Lineage: Eukaryota; Metazoa; Priapulida; Priapulimorpha; Priapulimorphida; Priapulidae. The record is from RefSeq and is a predicted model, not a curated record.